Molecule: messenger RNA, 3585 nt
Organism: Mugil cephalus (flathead mullet)
Lineage: Eukaryota; Metazoa; Chordata; Actinopteri; Mugiliformes; Mugilidae
Product: volume-regulated anion channel subunit LRRC8D
Exons: 6
Coding region: 326-3001 (891 amino acids)
Molecular function (GO): protein binding
Source: RefSeq, a predicted model, not a curated record
ACUUUAAUGUGUGACCCAUAGUUGAAAUCCUUGUUUUCCUCUUUAGUUUUAGGUCUGAAGGAGUUAAAGUGUACGGGCAAAGCCUCUUGAACGGGCUUCUGCUACUGAAUUGGAUUUUUCAGCCACACAUCCUUCGCUGCCAUGGCAACCCUUGAAAAUCCGUGUGUCGGCCAGCUCAGGAGGAGUUUGUUGAAAGUUGUCGGAGCUUUUCACAGCAGAACCGGACAGCGCCGGAUUGAAGUUUCUGUGAGCGCCUGUGAGCUGCUCACUGGAAAUAGAGAGAGAAGGGGAAUACAAGUUAUUGAUCCAGGAUCCAAAGGACGCCAUGUUUUCCUUGUCGGAGCUGGCUCCUCUGAAUCAGCAUCAGAACAGGUCUAAGCUGCUGAAGCCAUGGUGGGAGGUCUUCAUGGACUACCUGGUGGUCCUGAUGCUGAUGGCGUCUGUCCUGGCUUGCACCGAGCAGCUCUCCAGGGACCGGGUCGUAUGCAUUCCCUUGGAUCCAAUUAUGACCGGAAAUAACAGCCACCGUGGUCCCUCAGCUAAUGGUGGUGUGGCCCUGACUCCAUCUCCUAAACCGCUCGUGAACCCUCCUCUCAACCUGAGCCCAAAUCUCCACUCUGUAGCUCGGGGGCGACGCACACAUCUGGUCUACCAGCAGUAUGUUUACAUUAGUCAGGUGUGCUACCAUGAAGCUUUGCCGUUGUGCUCCCGCUUCUUCCCCUACAUGGCCUUGCUACAGUCCCUAGUGUUGGUGGCCAGCGGCUCCUUCUGGCUCCACUUCCCCCACACCUCUUCCCGCAUUGAGCAGUUCCUCGCCAUCCUGGCAAAGUGCUGCGAGUCGCCUUGGACCUCUCAGGCCCUGUCCCACGCCGCUCGCCAGGAGAACAUCCAGGAGGUGGAGGAGGAGGAGCGACGACCCCUCCAGCCUCCUUCGACAUCCUCUUCGUCCCCGGUUACCCGCACGAGACGUUCAAGCGUGGACUCGGGCACGGACAGCCCUCUUUUGAAGAGGUCGGAUAGCGCAUCCUCUGCGGCUCCUCCGUCGCCUUGUCCUUCCACUCUCUCCUCCAACUCUGCCGUGUCUUCAUUAUCCUUCGGAAACCUUCCCUCUGCCAAGCCCACAGUCAUGGCUGAUAGCCCCAGGCAGGUAAUCAGUUUGGAUAAAAGCGAUGGGGAACAGGCCAGGGCAUUAUUUGAAAGGGUCCGGAAAUUUCGGUCCCACUGCGAAAGCUCAGCUGUGAUUUAUAAGGUCUACUUGGCUCAGACACUAUUCAAACUCCUGAUGGUAACGCUCAUCUUGAGCUACACCAUCCCUCUUCUCAGCUCCUUGUCCUUCAACCACACUUGCUACCCUGAGGAGCACGCCUUGGUGGGCUACGUUACAUUUGAGUGCAUCCAUGUGCUCUCAUCACUUCUACACAAACUCCUGUUGGCCUACUUAACCCUGCUCGGGCUAUAUGGGCUGCUUAAUUUUUACACCCUCGGCUGGAUUUUACACAGCUCAUUACGACAAUAUUCCUUCCACUCAAUAAAGGAGCUGUGCUCUCUAAGAGAUGUCCCUGACCUGAGGAAUGACCUGGCCUUUCUGAUACACAUGUUGGACCAGUAUGACCCUUUGCUCGUCCAGCGUCUCUCCGUGUUUUUGUCCCCGGUCAGUGAGAGCCGGCUGCUGGAGGAAAACCUGGAGAGGCGCUGGGGAGAGGAGAAGCUGCAAGCCAUGAUCAGCGUAGAUGCAGGCGGCUGCUCCAGGCUGCAGCUGGUCGCCUUGCCUCGCCUUCCUCCAGCCCUCUUCGCCCUCAGCCAGCUUCACGUCCUCAAACUGGAGCUCAUCACCGAUGCCAGGUUUACCGCACAGGUGUCAAACAUGACCUGCCUCAGAGAGCUCCAUCUGUACCACUGCACAGCAGCUGUGGACCCCAGUGCGCUGGUGGUCCUCCAGGAACGAUUGGAGGUCCUCCACCUCACCUUCACUCAGGCGUCAGAGAUCCCCAACUGGGUCUUGUCCCUCCGGAGCCUACAUGAGCUCCACCUCUCAGGACGCUUAAGCAGUGAAGGUGGGGUGGGCCGGAGCUGGGCGCUGGGAAGCCUGCGCCAGCUACGUCACCUCCGUGUGCUUGUGAUUCGAGGCAUGUUGCAGAGGAUCCCAGGGGAGCUGUGUGAGGUGGCCGGCAGCUUGGUGAGACUGGAGAUCUAUAAUGAGGGCACCCGGCUCCUUGUUCUGACAGGUCUGAAGCGGAUGGUCGACCUGACAGAGUUGCAGCUGCAGGACUGCCAGCUGGAGCGACUGCCCUCAGCCCUGCUAGCGCUGACCAACCUGCGGACGCUCGACCUGCAGCAUAAUAACUUGAGAACCCUAGAGGAACUGCUAAGCCUGGCUCAUCUGCGUCGUCUUUCCUGCCUUCGACUUGCUUACAACCGUGUUUUGGUGCUGCCAAGCAGUGUGGGCGUGCUUCGAUGCCUCGAGCUUCUGGAUCUGUCCAACAACCAGCUUCAGAGCCUCCCCCCGGUACUCUUCACUCUUCGACGCCUUCGGAGGCUCCUGCUCGCUGGCAACCUGCUCGCGGAGCUUCCUGCGGAGGUAAAGGCACUGCAGCUGCUCACAGAGCUGGACCUCAGUGGAAACAGGUUAGAGAGUCUGCCCGCUGAGUUGUUCAGUUGCUGCUUGGAGCUGCGCAUCCUAAAUAUUGCUCACAACUCUCUCAGUUCGUUACCCAGGGGGAUUGCGGCUUUAAACCAGCUGUGCAGGUUGGACUUGCGCAGCAACAGUCUGGAAGACCUGCCUCCAGAACUGGGCUGCUGCUCUGGGUUGCAUGGAGGUGGGCUCCUGGUGGAAAAUUGGCUGUUUCUUUCUUUGCCUCCACAUGUCAGGGACUUCCUGCGUUGUUCUUGUGCCCCAACUGCUACACAUUCAGAGGAUCAGUCACGGCCAGAGUCUGACAGUUUCCCAUACUUCUGUCCUACAGAGUGGAGCUUCUCUUCGGCCCUGGAAUCACAGAUAUAAGACUAAUGGCAAGACUAACAUCCUUUAGACACUUUCGAUACUGAUGCAGUUUACACAUUUUAAUCUCAUUUGUUUUUACAGUGCGUUGGGCUGAUUCUGCAGUGACUACUUCUUUUGAAUAUAAUUUUUCAAUUUGUAAUUUUAAUUUUCAAACCAUACUGAUGAGUGGGUAAUGAGUGCCCAGCUACUCUUGACACUGUUGUGCAUAAAGGGAUCCAAAGACAGUUUUCCUGAGAGUGGACAAAACUUUCACAAAUACUGUGUAUUUUUCAGGGCUGCAUCAGUAACUUUGGAACGGAGAAAAUGUUGUUGUAUUAAUACAGAUUAGACUGACAUAAAAUGAACAUGUGUAUUGAUAUCUCUAAAUACAGUAUAUUCUGUAAUGUAAAUUAAUUAUUUCUCGUAAUACCAGGCGUUUUAGUCUUUGUGAACAGUUGUUUAUCUGUUUGUUUAUAAUUGCAUCUUGUUGGUUUAUUUAUUAUGAGAAAUAGUCACCCAAAGUAUUUAUGUGACUGAACUGAUAGAAUUUCUAUUUCUAGAAGGUAAUAUUUGUCUCCCAUACAUAAAUAAACUCUUUAUUGUCA